Messenger RNA from Aspergillus fijiensis CBS 313.89, 1095 nucleotides. RefSeq names its product cupin domain-containing protein. NCBI's taxonomy places the organism in Eukaryota, Fungi, Ascomycota, Eurotiomycetes, Eurotiales, Aspergillaceae. The coding region runs from base 43 to 1095 and encodes 350 amino acids. The record is from RefSeq and is a predicted model, not a curated record. The transcript has a single exon.
CAACUCUCUAUCUCAUCCUCUACACAAGUCUAAAUAGUAACGAUGUCCGAUAACUCGCCCCACGUGGCCUCUCUCCUGCACAAGAAGCCGCAUUACCACUCCGAGCUGGGCUCCAUCCAAGCCAUCACCGCCGAAGAUCUCCCCAUCCUCAAGAACCUGUCCAUCAAGCGUCUACGUCUGGCGCGCAAUGCGAUCCGCGAGCCCCACUGGCACGCCAAUGCCAACGAACUGGCCUACUGCUUGCACGGCAAGGUUCUCAUCUCCAUCCUCGACAGCGGUAACGAAUUCUCCGUGUUCACCCUGAACCGGGGAGAGAUGUUUUUCGUAGAAUCCGGCUCUCUGCAUCACAUCGAGAACAUCGGCGAAGGUGAAGCAGAGCUGAUUAUCUGUUUUCGCCACGAGCGCCCGACGGAUUUCUCCCUCGCCGCCUCCCUGGGGGCGAUGAGCGAUACGGUCCUAGGCAACACCUACGACCACCACGCGUCUGACUGGAAGAACAUCGCCAGGGAUACACAGACCAAGUAUAUGGUUCGCCGACAGGGAGAGGUCGAUCUGCCUCGCACUGCUCUCCUGCCCAACCGCCAUAAGUUCGACGUCGAAGGCAUGACGCCACCCACCUCCCAUGAUUUCGGCACCGCACGAACAGCCAAGAGUCAGUUUUGGCCCGCCCUGCCCAACAUGUCCAUGUAUUCUCUGCGAGUGGAGGAGGACGGUAUGCGGGAGCCGCACUGGCAUCCGUCGACGGCCGAGAUGGGAUACGUGGCUGAGGGUACAGGGCGCAUGUCGGUCAUGGACCCCGACGGGUCGGUCGAUACUUAUAUCCUGAAGCCCGGUGAUGUGUACUACAUCCCUGUGGCCUACCCGCAUCAGAUUGAGGCAGUGGGAGAUGGUAGAAUCCACUUCUUGAUCUUCUUCGAUCAGCCCAUGCCGCAAGACGUGGGCUACCGGAAUGCUGCCACCUUGUUGACGCCGGAGAGUAUGGCUGCCACCCUUGGGGUGGAUGUCAAAAACCUCCCCAAAUUCCCUCACACCCCCAAAGAUCCUCUGAUUGUGAAGAAGCGCAACGAGGUGGAUCCAGUGAAAGCCAAGCUGUGA